AUGGCACUGCCCCCGCUAUAUCCGUUGGGAAAACGGAAGUCCCUCCCCAAUGCCGGAAGUGCAGCGGCCUUACUUCCUCAGAGUCUCCCCAGACGCGGAGUAGAUUGGUUUCCGGCCCCGGGUGGGCGCGGACUUGGUUCAGUGCGCGCUCCGGAGCUGCGUCCCGGGAGCGCAGUCCCGCGGGCCGCUUGCACGGGGAUCCGGGACUGCGGCCGCGCGAGGAGAGCGCCGAUCCGGGUGCAAGGCAAGUGCAAGGCCAUGAACGGCACGGCGAACCCGCUGCUGGACCGUGAAGAGCACUGCCUGCGGCUCGGGGAGAGCUUCGAGAAACGGCCGCGGGCCUCCUUCCACACUAUUCGCUACGAUUUUAAGCCAGCAUCGAUAGACACUUCCUGUGAAGGAGAGCUUCAGGUUGGCAAAGGAGAUGAAGUGACCAUUACGCUGCCACACAUCCCUGGGUCCACACCGCCAAUGACGGUGUUCAAAGGGAACAAACGGCCUUAUCAGAAAGACUGUGUGCUCAUCAUUAACCACGACACUGGAGAGUAUGUCCUGGAGAAGCUUAGCAGCAGCAUUCAGGUCAAGAAGACAAGAGCUGAGGGAAGCAGCAAAAUCCAAGCCCGAAUGGAACAGCAGCCUACUCGUCCCCCCCAGCCCCCACAGCCGUCACAGCCAUCACAACCGCCCCCUCCACCUCCACCCAUGCCGUUCCGAGCCCCGACGAAGCCUCCAGCUGGACCCAAAACUUCUCCCUUGAAGGAUAACCCCUCACCUGAGCCCCAGCUGGAUGACAUCAAAAGAGAGCUAAGGGCUGAGGUGGACAUUAUUGAGCAGAUGAGCAGCAGCAGUGGGAGCAGUUCCUCCGACUCUGAGAGCUCCUCAGGAAGUGACGACGACAGCUCCAGCAGCGCAGGCGAGGACAAUCGCCCAGCCUCUCCUCCCCAGCCUUCACAACAGCAGCCCUACAAUAGCAGGCCUGCAGUGGCCAAUGGAACCAGCCGGCCCCAAGGAAGCUCUCAGCUCAUGAACACACUCAGAAAUGACCUGCAGCUAAGUGAGUCUGGCAGUGACAGUGAUGACUAGCACCAGGCUUUUGAAAUCUGCUUUCUGGUACGUGAACACAUGCUGCAAGACCCAGCUUCUUCUGCUGGGACCGCAUGCCACAGGAGGAUGUUGCGGAUCAGAGCCAAUAGGAGUGAAGGCCUGGAAGCACUCAGAUACUCAGUCUUUAACUUGGUGGUGGUGGGUGAUUUUUCUCAUGUAAUUUUUGAACAAUCUCUUGAUUCAGAGUUUAAGUAUAUCUAUAGGAGAACUAACAGAAUUCUGUUUAAUUUGGUUAACAUUGUUAAUGAAAAACAGACCAAUGUACCCUGGUUUAGGAUACUCAAAGUCUGUAUCUUCUUAGGCCAGUAAGUCAGCAACCCUCAGUUCGGCUGGGUGGUCUCUACCAGGAAACUUACAAGUCUUUUGAGGGCAUGGAAAGCAAAGAGAUCCUCAAAUUGUGUCAUAGAAAUACAGUAAGACCACUUUACAGUGUUGAUACAAAGUGGUAAGGAAGUUUUUGUGACCUAGUUUGACAAGACCAUAGAAGAUGGCCUUGGCAGAGUCUUUGGGUCAGUUGGGGUGUGUGUGUGUAUGUGUGUGUGUGUGUGCUGGAGCUCCAAUAGCUCAGUCCAGCACAGCUAGGAAAAGGGAAGCACACAGCCAGGAGCGGCCAGUCACCUGUCCCUGGGCAAGCUUGCUCACUACUUCCUCUUUUGAGUUACACUUGCUGGCUUCAGAUUCUUUUACAUGGAACUUGCUAUUGGAUUCCAAAAGACAAAAGCAUUGCUGGCAUUCAACUUGGAUUCAGGCUCAGGCAGUUCCAGCACAUUUGAGACAGAGCGAGCAGAUACAAUAGCAGCCGCCAUGCUGAUACACAGCCUCAGCUCAUCUGAGGCUUUCACUUUCAUGCGGAUCCAUCCUAAGGUUGUUCUUCAUUCCAAGGAUGUGAGGAGGGUAGGAAUCAAAGAGGGAUGUAGUGGGAAACCUCUGAGCAGAUUAACCUGCAGCAGUCCUCCACAAUGAGAAUCCUGACAGGAGUGCAGCAGUAUGGAGCCGUCUUUGGAAGCUCCAUUUGCUUUUGUGCCACUGUUUGUGCCUGCCUCCCAGUCUGAUGGGCUAUUUUUAUAGAAGAGAAUCACAAGAUUGCCUUUUGCCGUGUGCCAUUUCCAAGUGAAUGUUCUUGCUGGAAACUGGUCGCUAGUCAGUGUUCCACUUUGAGGAAGUAUGUGGUGACUUGUGUGUCACUGCCCAUCUCUGUAGUCUGAAUGAAUAUAUCCUAGGAAAUCCCUGUCUUUGCUUUAAGAUAUUAAUAAUGCUGUUCUUUCCUCGGGUUUCUCCACUCACCCCUUUCCUCCUCUGCUAGUGGAGGAAGGUGGUCUGGACCUAAAAAGGAAAUGAAUGGUCCAUGGUGGGGCCUUAGGUCAUAUAGGUCAACUAUGCAGUCAACGCAUCAUAUAGAUCAACUGUUUGAUCCACACAGAGGCUGAAGUGAGCUGAGAUGGGGUAGAGGCCGUUGCCCAGCAGCACGUCGUACCUUGUGCUCAAUCUCAGCCCACUGGGAGAUGCUCAAUGGGUCCCGUAGCAGGUGGGAACCUAUUUAUAGCAAACUGAUAGUUGCUUUAUAAUUCUUUGGAAAUGAUAGCUCAGGGAAGGUGGAGGUUAUGAUUGGGUGACUUGGAUUGUCACUAGAUGUGGGAAUUGAGUUGUUUUACUGCUCUUAACCUGUUCAAACUGUGGCAGGUUCCAAGAACUUGAACUAAAAAUGCCUAUUUGAGUCUCCCCUUGCCCUGCUUUUCUCCAAAAGCCUUGGUUUGUAUAGACAGAACUGUGGCGUUGGCAUGCUAGUCUCAGUGACUGUUGCCAUAGGAAGUACUUGCAUGUGGCACUUGGCUUGAUAACUCGAGCUUUCUGUGCCUCAGACUACCCAGUCACCUGGCCUACCCAGCACCACACAUCACUUUGUAGAUGGCUCCAGUUUUUGCUCUCUGCACAAAUCCUUCACUGGCUCUUUCUGCUUCCCCCUCCAGAGUAAGAAAGCUAUUUUGGAAAUCUAGAAUGUAGUCUCCCAGAUAGCUUCUCAGGGGUUUCCUUGUGCCAACCAAAGGACUCCCUGUCACUGUGCCUUUGCUGUCCCCUCCUCUUUACCUACUCUAAACCUCUCUCCAGAGCUGCUCAGGCACUAUUUCACAAACUCUUCAUUUCUUUCAACAUAUGGGUAUGCCCUGGUGUGUGUACAAACUACUGUUCUACCUACCUGGUCUUUGGUAUUAGCGCCUCAAAAGCAGGGACUAUCAUCACGGAACUAGACAUGCAGAUGCUCCUACUCUGGGAACUAGACAUGCAGGUGCUCCUGCUCUGGUUGGGGAAGAUACAGAGACAACUACUGGUGAAGGAUGGAGGGUAAAUAUAGGGAAACAUUCCAGGCAUUGAGACAAAGCUAGAAAUAUGUACACAAUGCCCAUGCAAGUCUCUACUGAGUCUGUAAAUUAUCUUUUAUUUGCUCUAUGCAAUGUUCACUUGGGUGAGGUGGAUAGACUAAUUCUACAGAGAUGCCAUGGCAAUCCUAUGAAAAACAUUGGGAAAAUGCAAUACAGAUAAACUAGAGAUUUGUAAUAAUGCCACUUGUUAGUUUAUUUCUGUAGCAGGAUAAUUUUCUCUGUGGGUGGUAUGCUGUAGUAAUAGGGAAACUUGAAAAUUCCAAAGUCCUUCCCUUUUUUGAGAGACUGGUUAGUGUGUGUGUGUGUGUGUGUGUGUGUGUGUACACGUAUGUGUGUUCAUGUGUGAUAUUUAUUAAUUAUUUUAAAAGAGAAUUGUUUUGUAGAUAUGUAUUAAGAACAGCCAAACUGGAUCUUUCCACUUGGCAAGGAACAUAAACUUUUUGAAACUCAGGCCUUAACCAGUAGCUUGGAAGACCAACUCAAGUGUUAGGAACUGUGUGUUUUUGUUUCUUGUUAUUUCUGUCUUAGAUUCCUUGUGUCCUUUAAUGAUAUUUAAAAUCUUGUGCCUAAAAAUUUAUUUUGCUUAAUUCUGAUGUAGACAUGCA
This is a messenger RNA of Grammomys surdaster, 4087 nucleotides long. RefSeq names its product ELL associated factor 1 (gene Eaf1). The record is from RefSeq and is a predicted model, not a curated record. The transcript is spliced from 6 exons. Gene Ontology annotation, cellular component: super elongation complex. Lineage: Eukaryota; Metazoa; Chordata; Mammalia; Rodentia; Muridae. Gene Ontology annotation, biological process: positive regulation of DNA-templated transcription; regulation of transcription elongation by RNA polymerase II. Bases 1 to 1083 code for a protein of 360 amino acids. Gene Ontology annotation, molecular function: transcription elongation factor activity.